Molecule: messenger RNA, 459 nt
Organism: Daphnia carinata
Lineage: Eukaryota; Metazoa; Arthropoda; Branchiopoda; Diplostraca; Daphniidae
Exons: 2
Coding region: 55-459 (134 amino acids)
Source: RefSeq, a predicted model, not a curated record
AUCAUAGUUUUCGUUGCAUUUCAUUCAAAGCUGCUUUUGAACAACGACUAAAGAAUGUUGCAUUCUUUUUCCGAGACAGUGCGAUCAUUUCUUUUGAUUUUGGCGCUGUCUACUUGUUUCACGACUGCGUUUGAUUUGCAAGCAAAAGUUGAGCAACUCGAGAAGAACUACGUAAGAAUUAAAGAACAUUUGGAAGCCAAAAUCAUGGAUUUGGAGACGAAAGUUGGUCGACUGGAAGACAAAGUUAAGGAACAGGAUUCACUUUUGGCUGUUUUGAAAAAUGGGCACAAACCUUUGAAAGAUAGUGUUGACAUCAACCAACAUCAUCGCUACAACGCCAUUCUUCGUACUUGCCACGAAAUCUACGCAGCGAAUCCGUCGUUCUACCCCGGUAUGUACUGGAUCGAUCCAGACGGCCACGGCAUUGGUGAUCCACCAUCUCCGUCCACUGCGACAUGA